Molecule: messenger RNA, 2111 nt
Organism: Drosophila miranda
Lineage: Eukaryota; Metazoa; Arthropoda; Insecta; Diptera; Drosophilidae
Exons: 2
Coding region: 100-1896 (598 amino acids)
Source: RefSeq, a predicted model, not a curated record
CAUAUAUUAGUAUGGACUCGAAUUAGUAGAUAUAUUUUAUUAUUAUUUUAAAUCAAAAGUGAAAUACUAAAUUCGUUUAAAACUUCCCGUUAAUCAUCAAUGUGGCCGAUACGAUUUUCCUGUGUGCAUUUCUGCUAUUUGUGCCUCCUGUUCUUGAUUAUCCGUCAAAAUGCGCUACAAGCAGCGCCGGUCCAGCAUCUGGCGCCGCAUUCUCAAGGCGCACAAGAGUCACUUAAGGAGCCUGACGUUGAGUUUCAGUGGACAAAUAGAACCGAUUCUGGAUCUCGGUCCAGCUUAGGACUGCUUACUAGCCUGAGCCGUAAGUCCUCCCAGCAAGUGAGGAAAAAAAUCCCACCGAUAGUGCAUUCUCCCCGAAAAAAUAACCAGGACAGUGACAAGCGGGUAAGGAGCCGGGACAAAAAGCGACCUAUAGAAGAUGUUUCCAAGAAGAUAUUUCCAAGCCUACCAGAAGCAGCGCCGGCCCAUCGUUCGCAGUACUCUCGAGACUUUCACGAGUCACUCAAGGAGCCUCAGGUUAAGUUUGAGGGGUCAAAUAAAACCGAUGAUAACACGGACCGUGUGGAGACACGGAAAUCAGGAUCUGGGACCAGCAUGGGCCUGCCCACUGGCCUGCGCCAUAAAUCCUCCCAGCAAGUUAGGAAAAAAAACCCACCGAUAGUGCAUUCUCACCGAAAAAAGAACCAGAACAGUGACAAGCGGGUAAGGAGCCGGAAGAAACAGCGACCUGUAGAAGAUCUUUCCAAGGAGAUCUUUCCAAGCCUACCAGAAGCUGCGCCGGUCCAUCGUUCACAGUACUCUCGACUCACUCACGAGUCACUCAACGAGCCUCACGUUGAGUUUCAGGGGCCAAAUAAAACCGAGAAUAACAAGGACCAUGUAGGGACGUGGAAAUCGGGAUCGGGGUCCAGCUUGGGCCUGCCUACUGGCUUGCCCACUAACUCCUCCCAGCAAGUGCACCCACCGAUAGUGCAUUCUCACCGAAAAAAGAACCAGAACAGUGACAAGCGGGUAAGGAGCCGGAAGAAACAGCGACCUGUAGAAGAUCUUUCCAAGGAGAUCUUUCCAAGCCUACCAGAAGCUGCGCCGGUCCAUCGUUCACAGUACUCUCGACUCACUCACGAGUCACUCAAGGAGCCUCACGUUGAGUUUCAGGGGCCAAAUAAAACCGAGAAUAACAAGGACCAUGUAGAGACACGGAAAUCGGGAUCGGGGUCCAGCUUGGGCCUGCCUACUGGCCUGCCCCGUAAAUCCUCCCAGCAAAUAAAGGAAGAAAAACCACCGAUAGUGCAUCCUUCCCGAAAAAAUGAGGAAAGCGACAAGCAGGGAAGGAGCGAUGGCAAACUGCGCCCCAUAGAAGAUCUUUCCUUUCGUGCCGGGAAAGAGGUAACGACUAAAAGAAGACCAAAAGAACUCACCAUACCAUUAGCGCGCAAUAUGAUGGGCAACUUGGCCAGGCGAAUGGAAAACCCCUGGGCUGUAACCUAUGGCGAUGUGUGGCACGACACUCGUCUUGCUGUCGCCCAUUUCAGUAGAAUGCCCCGAAUUCAUCUGGCAUCGUCGCCACGCGUUGAUUACUAUCCCGAUGAUGCCAAGCUUGUCAGCGUGUGCAACACUAAGUCGACCCUGUAUUAUUCUUACCAUUUCCAAUGGAUCCAAAAGACGUCCUGGAAAUGGGUGGCACGCCAUGUCUACGAGAAACCCUUCGAAUUCAGACGGAUUAGCAUAGAAGCGAGGGACUCCGUUAACGACGAAGAAUGCCACAGCAUUGGCAAAAAAAGGAAGACCACGGUCCUUGAACAUCUUGAUUGCAGUCUUAAGGCCUAUCAAGAAAUGGAAUACCGUAUGCCCCAAUAUCCAAAGCGUCAGGACGGAUGAUAGUUUAACAAUCCGCAAAGAAAAAAAUUAAAAAACCUAAAUGCCGGACCUCUGAUCCAUAGAUUACAUCCGUGUAAAACAGUUUACUAAGAUCAAUCUUGGUACGCUUUUCUCGCGGGUUUCUAUCUUUGAAAUUGUGAUAAAUUCUCUGUAUGCUCGUUAUUUCGUGAUAAUCUUAUAUCUUCUAUAUGUAUAAAAAUGGAGUGAAAAAUGUA